CCGUGUCUUGGCAGUAACAUAUAUCUCGUUUCGCACGUUUACCAUCCAAUAAUAAACCUCUCUCUUUCUAUCCCUUUCGUCUCCAAAUCCAAACCAUCUCCUUUCUCUUUCUCAAAUCUCCAACCCAUCAUUUUGGAAGCAAAGAGUGCUUGAGGCUGCACAUAAUCCGCAGGAAACAGAGACGCCUAUGUCGACGACGAGGCUCAUAAUCUUGUCCCACAGUUUGACUGGCGUGGAUGCCAGUCGGAGAAGCCGUUUGGCAACGGCCAGACAGAUGGAUCGUUGCCAGUUUGCAGAUAGCAGGAGCUUGACGUCUCUCAGUGCUCGACAGAGUGCUCGAAGAAUGGAUGUGGCUGUUCAGAGCAGUGUCGAUCCGGUGCCACAUCUUCCAUCCGAUGGAUCUCCAAGUUCUUGCUCUUUACAUGGCAGGAAAUUAUGGGUUCUGGGGGCGCUUAUAUCGGUGAUUUUACCAUUUUGGAGUAACAAAUGGGGUCCCUUGUGGAAGCUGAAAAAUAAGGCUGAAGCGGUGGUCGAGACGAUGGACCACGUAACGGAAAUCGUGGAGGAGGUGGCAGAGAAGGUGGAGCAUGUGGCGGAGGAGGUCGCCAAGCACCUCCCGGACGGCAGGCUGAAAGAUGCGGUGACCUCGGUGGAGCAUGUGGCGGAGAUGGUGGACAAGGAUGCUCAUCUCGCCGGAGAUAUCAUCGACAAGGUGGAGGAAGUGGAGGAGGAAGUGGACUCGUUCAUGGAGCCAAGCAAGGUUAAAGACCGAGAUGGCGAAAUCUCCAAAGGAGGGGAUGAUCAAGAUCAGAAGACCUAGCAGUUUUUAUAUAUAUAAGGAGGUUCUUUAGCAUUUCGUGUUUAAAUGUAAAAUUUGAUUUGUACCCAGUAAAUAACAUAUUUUUUAUAAUAAUGAGGAAGCUCGAUUUAGAUAGGCAAAUUAUAUGUCCUGUCUCAAAUAAUAAAACAUGUAUUGAUUCCAUAAAA
Molecule: messenger RNA, 987 nt
Organism: Eucalyptus grandis
Lineage: Eukaryota; Viridiplantae; Streptophyta; Magnoliopsida; Myrtales; Myrtaceae
Exons: 5
Coding region: 188-820 (210 amino acids)
Source: RefSeq, a predicted model, not a curated record